AUGUUGCAGGAUCUUGUUUUCAGGUUUUUGUCAGUUGAAACGGUUAACAUGUCUUCUUCUUUCCAAAACAUUCUUAUUGAGAGCGCCAUUGCCUCUAAGGCUUUGAAGUUUGGCGAGUUCACCUUGAAAUCGGGCAGAUUGUCGCCCUAUUUUUUCAAUAGUGGUCUUUUGUAUACUGGACAGGCUCUGGCGGCUUUGGCUGGUGCCUAUGCCAAGACCAUUAUUGAGGCUGAUAUCGAGUUUGAUAUUAUUUUCGGUCCUGCUUAUAAGGGAAUUGCUCUGGCUGCUAUUACUGCUGCAAAGUUGGCUGAGCUCAAUCCUGAAAAGUAUAACAAGAUCGAGUAUGCUUACAACAGAAAGGAGGCCAAGGAUCAUGGUGAGGGUGGUGUUCUUGUAGGAGCUCCAUUGGCUGGCAAGAAGAUUCUUAUUCUUGAUGAUAUUAUCACUGCCGGCACUGCUAUUCAACAGGCUUAUAAUAUCAUUUCUGAUGCUAAGGGUACUGUUACUGGUAUCUUCCUUUGUAUGGACCGUCAAGAGAAGGGUACCGAUUCUGAUCUGUCGGCCGUUCAAGUGUGGUCUGAAAAGCUCAAUGUCCCUAUUAAGAGUAUCUUCAACCUCGAGGCUCUUAUCGCAUACUUGGUCAAGGGCAAUAUUUUGUCCAACGAAGAGAUUGCCAGCAUGGAGGAGUACCGCAAGAAGUACGCCAUUGUCUAA
Messenger RNA from Sugiyamaella lignohabitans, 714 nucleotides. It is a transcript of the gene URA5, whose product is annotated as orotate phosphoribosyltransferase URA5. Gene Ontology annotation, molecular function: orotate phosphoribosyltransferase activity. The record is from RefSeq and is a predicted model, not a curated record. The coding region runs from base 1 to 714 and encodes 237 amino acids. The transcript has a single exon. Gene Ontology annotation, biological process: 'de novo' pyrimidine nucleobase biosynthetic process; pyrimidine nucleotide biosynthetic process; pyrimidine ribonucleoside biosynthetic process. Lineage: Eukaryota; Fungi; Ascomycota; Dipodascomycetes; Dipodascales; Trichomonascaceae. Gene Ontology annotation, cellular component: cytoplasm.